AUGUCUUCCAUAGCGCGGCCCCCUGAACCGUGGCUGGUCGCCAUUUUUCUCGUGGUGCAAUCGCGAGCGGGGCCACGAUACGUCUUCCACACGCCGGCCAACCCAGACCUCGAGAGACAGCUCGGCUCCAGCUCUCGACGAGGAAGAGCAGCCAACGACUCUGCAUCCGAUGAAGAAAGCGAGUCCAGCUCCGACGAGGAUGAGGGCCCUCCUAGCAGCAGUGUGCUUGGAGGGGGAGGAGGAGGCACGCCGGGCCCUCGCCAAAGCACCGCAAACACCGACGACAAUGCCUCGACUACGACCUCUGCAGGCGGAGAUUCGCAGCGCCCGCCGUCGCUCAAUUCGGGUCGCACGAAGAGGAGGGCCGCUAAUAAUUCUGAGGGAGGAGAUAGCCCGGACUUGACAGCGUCUGGCCGAGUAGGCAAUGGCUCGUCUUCGAACAGCCGCGUAUCGUGGGACUCGGUUUUCGGUCUGCCAUCGGACGUGUGGGAGAAGCUGUUGAGUCCGUCUCGAACCUGGCAUAAGAGACGAUUUGAGAUUGGAAUAAAUGACCUAGCUUUUGUCGGCUGGCCUGUGUUUGUGCGCGACGACGGGCAAUGGCGGAAAAGGAAAAGGAGGAAAAAGAAGAAGCAGCAGCAGAAGAGGGUCUCCAAAGCAAACGAGGCCAACAGCAAGGAUGGGUCAUCACAAGUCCCGGAUUUUGAAAACGAAGCUAUAAGAAACGAUGACGAGAAUUCUGCCGAUGAGAAUCCCGACCAAAACGAUGAUGAGCAUGGAGGAGAUGAUCCAGACACUCCCGAGGCGGACAAGGAUUCAAUGACCAUGUUUAACGUUGUGUUUGUCUUGUCGCCACCGCUCCUUGAGUAUUCGGCCCAUUUGAAGGAAAUGUACGAGCAUGUCACCAAAAAAUUCAGCAAGGCUUUGAAAUACGAGCAAGACCAGUCCGACUAUGUAUGGAAAGAGGCACAGCAUAUUUUGCGGAUCAAGGAGAGAGCGCGGGAGAGAGAUGUCUCUGCAGAAAGCCUCCAUGAGGAGCUUGUCUCUAAAUCGUCUCUUGCGGCAGCUAUUCAUUCCGUUUUCGACAAGAUCUCCAAAUCGGACAUUGCUUUUGUAUCCCUCAAGUCACGCUCGGCCGACUUCCAGAUCCCUCCUACGACAUCCAUCGCAGAUCUCCCUCCCAGAAGCGACACGUCGCUGACCGGGAUGUGGCUCACAACAGCCAACAGCGUCACGGCCGAGCACGAUACUGGACUGGAGGCUCCAAAUCAAGUGCUGGCCAAGCAUUUUGCAUUGCUACUUCUCGAGAGUGAGGCAAGUAUUGUGGAAGCCUUGAAAGGCAGCGAACUGGCACCGGCUCUCACGCAUUAUAUUCGCUCGUCCAAACCCAACAAGUCCUUUGCUCAGAUUUCGGCGCUUUCCGGUAUUCCUCUCGAUACGAUCCACGAUCUAGCGCAACAUCUGGUUUACUGGAGACGGGCUCGGGCGAUACCGCCUUUGCACCAACGUGAUACUUAUAUAGUAUCUCCGAAUUGUGAUCUCAGCCAGCUGAAACGAGCAACGCAAGCGUAUGCCACUGCUUUCCCUACUCUUCCCAGCUUACCCAAGAUGCUGUCGGCUCUCAGUCUCGCGCCGCGUCCAUUUGCGAGCUUCAUUCCGAGCAAGGACCACAAAGAGGCCUACUUUUCUAUCCUUACGUGGUUAUUGAGAGGGGGCUGGGUGACACAACUUAGAUGCUUCGCGAGAGUCAAAGUGACGCCGCAGAUCAAGAUUGCGGUGGAAGAGGCUAUGCGAAGAGAGCAGGUCGAGAAAUACAUGGCCUCGAGUCAGCCCUCGAGCUCGUCAGGACACUCGGACAAGACGGAAACGGAUGGCGACAACAACGAUGGUGCAAGCUCGUCUUCGUCGUCGUCCUCGGGCAGCGAAGUCAGCGAUGCCCUCACACCGAUGCCCGGCCGGCGUGGCUCUGACGAUGACUACUACCGCCUGUCGGAUUCUUACAUGGACCGCAACUCGCACCUGAACAUGUCAUCUCUGAUUAUGUUCCCGCAUCGCGCGUCUCCGAUCGAGUCUCGAUGGCUGGACGAGAUUAUGUGUCGGUUCCCCGAAGCAGCUACAACAACAGCAGCAGGAGGCGCAGAAACACCGUCCAACACGGCGGGCGAAGGCGACGACUCGGCGGCUACGGAUUCAUUAAAGAAGCAUUGGCCAAAGUUCGUCAAGUACUUCAAUGGCCACGACGCGCUGGAGAAGAUUGCCGUGCGCGAGGGACUCCGGCGCAAGGCAGUGUGGCAGCUGCUCCAUCGCUGGGGGGCUGGGGGUGCGUCUGGGUUGGAGGUUGAUCCACGAGAACAGGUCCUGGUAUCUGUGCGGCACUGGUGA
Talaromyces rugulosus is the source of this 2379-nucleotide messenger RNA. RefSeq lists its product as uncharacterized. The transcript has 2 exons. Gene Ontology annotation, cellular component: GATOR1 complex. The record is from RefSeq and is a predicted model, not a curated record. Gene Ontology annotation, biological process: positive regulation of autophagy; TORC1 signaling; cellular response to amino acid starvation. Lineage: Eukaryota; Fungi; Ascomycota; Eurotiomycetes; Eurotiales; Trichocomaceae. Bases 1 to 2379 code for a protein of 792 amino acids.